This is a messenger RNA of Cyprinodon tularosa, 874 nucleotides long. Its product is annotated as pleckstrin homology domain-containing family F member 2-like. The record is from RefSeq and is a predicted model, not a curated record. NCBI's taxonomy places the organism in Eukaryota, Metazoa, Chordata, Actinopteri, Cyprinodontiformes, Cyprinodontidae. Gene Ontology annotation, molecular function: phosphatidylinositol binding; metal ion binding. The transcript is spliced from 2 exons. The coding region runs from base 24 to 788 and encodes 254 amino acids.
UUAACAGACUCACAUCACAGUCGAUGAAUAAAUCACUCUCUAGCUACUGCAACAGACACAUCAUCAGCAUCAACAUGGACAAGCUGUCUACUGAAACCCAGAACCGCAAGCGGAUCAAGGAAGUGGAGAAUGCUUUCAGCCCACCGGGAGAGCCGCUUUCCAAACCGAAUCGGAUCCUGGUGGGAGAGGGAACCUUGAUGAAGCAGGGUCGGAAGAAGAUGGAGCAGAAAGCAUUCUUCCUCUUCAACGAUAUCCUCGUGUACGGCAGCGUCAUCAUUAACAACCACUGGUACAAAAACCAGAAGAUCAUCCCUUUAAAGGACAUCAGGCUGGAGGACAUGGAAGAUGGUGAAGAAUUUAAAAACCUGUGGUUAAUCUGCACGCCUCGCAAGUCUUUCUACAUCUCUGCCCCCACCUGCGAGGAGAAGAAAGCCUGGAUGAUGCACAUCGAGCUUUGCCAGAGUUCCCUGCUGCAGGAGCAAGUCCCCCAACAAAACCUCACCUUCGCCAAAUCCUGGAUCCCUGACCAUGCUGCUCAGAAAUGCAUGCGCUGCUUCGUCACAUUCACCCCAAUCAUUCGCCGACACCACUGCAGAAAGUGUGGCUUUGUGGUGUGCAACAAGUGCUCCAAGGACAGAGCCCAAAUCAACCACAUUGACCCCAAGAAACUGCUGCGUGUCUGCAAGAUCUGUAGCAAAACAUGUAAGGAAAAUGAGAUUUCCAGGGCAAGAUUUGACAGUGAUGGCUUGUGGGGUGAUGCAGAAGACUUAUCCAGCGAAGAUGAGUAAUCUCAGACCAAUUCUCACAUAAUAAACACACUGUAGGUUUAAACUGAAGUUGCGUAACAUAAACCUUAUAUCCUGUUUCCACUGUU